CUUGUGUAAUUAAUAUACGACACAAAAGGACUUCAUUAGGACUUGAACCCUAGCUGGAACAUGACAAAAGCCUGUUGACUUUACCACUAGACCACAAGUUCGUUGUUGGAAGCCUACCGCAUCUUAUUCACCAUUAACCUUUUUUCUCUAGCUUGUGUAAUUAAUAUACGACACAAAAGGACUUCAUUAGGAUUUGAACCCUAACUGGUACAUGACACAAGCCUGUUGUCGUUACCACUAGACCACUUGCUCGUUGUUGGAAGCCUACCGCAACUUAUUCAUCUUAACCUUUUUUCUCUAGUUUGUGUAAUUAAUAUACGACACAAAAGGACUUCAUUAGGACUUGAACUCUAGCUGGUACAUGACACAAGCCUGUUGUCGUUACCACUAGACCACACGUUCGUUGUUGGAAGCCUACCGCAUCUUAUUCACCUUAACCUUUUUUCUCUAGCUUGUGUAAUUAAUAUACGACACAAAAGGACUUCAACCCUAGCUGGUACACGACACAAGCCUGUUGUCUUUACCACAAGACCAUUUGCUCGUUGUUGGAAGCCUACCGCAACUUAUUCACCUUAUUCUUUUCUCUAGCUUGUAUAAUUAAAACUCAACCAUUUUUGAAUCACAAAAUGCCAUCAGUAGGACUUGAACCACAACCUGGUACAUGACACAAGCUGGUUGUAUACACCACUAGACCACUUGUUCGUUGUUGCAAGACUAGCCGAACUUAUUCAUCUUAUUUCUUAUCUCUAGCUUGUAUUAUUAAAAUUCAACAAUUUUUGAAACACAAAAUGGCUACUGUUAGACUUGAACCCUAGCUGGUACAUGACACAAGCCGGUCGUCUUUACCACAAGACCACUUGCUCGUUUUUGGAAGCCUAACGCAACUUAUUCACCUUAACCUUUUUUCUCUAGCUUGUGUAAUUAAUACACGACACAAAAGCACUUCAUUAGGACUUGAACCCUAGCUGGUACAUGACACAAGCCGGUUGUCAUUACCACUAGACCACUUGCUCGUUGUUGCAAGACUAGCCCAACUUAUUCAUCUUAAGCUUUUUUCUGUAGCUUGUGUAACUAAUAUACGACACAAGUCACGAAAAGACUUGAUUAGGACUCUAACCUUAGCUGGUACAUGACAGAAGGCUGUUGACUUUACCACUAGGCGACUUGCUCGUUGUUGGAUGCUGGCCGCAGCUUAUUCACCUUAACCUUUUUUCUCUAGCUUGUGUAAUUAAUAUACGACACAAGUCACAAAAUGACUUCAUUAGGACUUGAACCUUAGUUGGUACAUGACACAAGCCUGUUGUAUAUGUUAAAAACUCAGUUCAAGCUGAGCGACGAAUUGAUCUCGAAACAAAAGAUGUGGAAAUAAUAUGGCUCGAAACCUGUCCCUACAAAUCGAAACGGCCUCUAUUCAUCGGGGGAAUCUACAGACCACCCUCAUCAAACGCUGCUAGUGAUAAGAGUAUCGGGAAAAACAUCGAAAAUGUCUCUCUUUUAGGUCGCGAGGUGGUACUUUUGGGUGACAUAAACAUUGAUUAUUUAUGCACAACGAAAUUUGCAAAUCAUACAUUCACGAAAGUAUUAAAGUCAUUCAACCUUUCGCAGCUUAUGAAUGUGAUUACACGCCCCAUAUCACGCACCUGUCUCGAUCACAUCUGGUGCACCCAUGCUGAACGGCUAAACAAUGUCAAAGUUUUAAAUAUUGGAAUAUCAGAUCAUUUGCCUAUUAUGACAACCAGGAUAUACAAACGUGCGUGUCACAAAAAGGGUAAGCAUUCCACAAUAAACUAUCGCGACGUAAAGCAUUUAAACAAGGACAAAUUCAUUACCGCCCUUAAAAAUGCACCGUGGGAUAGUGCUUUUGUAUUUGAUGACGCAAAUGACACUGUCUAUGCAUGGUAUGAAAUAUUUAAUGAUGUCGUAAAUGAAUAUCUUCCCUUAAAACAAAAGCGGGUAAAGCGAAAUACACAGCCUAAAUGGUUUAAUAAUAUAAUUGGGGAGGACAUAAAGGCACGCGAUAAACUGUAUUACAAAGCAAGGAAAUAUCAAACUGACGAAGAUUGGGCAAACUACCGCAUUGCAAAGAACAAAGUGACAAAAACAAUAAGAAAUGCGAAGAAAAAUUACUUUAGUGAUAAAUUUCAAGAAAAUAAACAAAACCCCAGUAAACUUUGGAACUUGAUUAAAAAUCUAACAAAUGAUGAUGCUGGAAAAAAUGAAAGUGUCAAAUUUUUGACCGAAAAUAGUACGACUUUAAAAGAUAAAGUGACCAUUGCUGAAACAUUUAAUCGCUUCUUUGUCGACCAGCAAAACAACCUCGCGUCCACCUCAGCGCCCGUAGAAAUAGAACAAACACCAAAUCUAGAUCCUAUUCCCCAUGUCGAUACUACAUUCAGCAUUCCCCCCAUGUCAAAAUUAAGAGUGAUUGAGUUACUUCUAUCCAUCCCCGUUCAUAAAUCCACAGGCGACGAUGGCAUUAGCGCCAAAAUAAUGAGAAUAGCAGCACCAGCUAUAGCCGAACCAUUAAGCCAGCUGAUGAAUCGUUGCAUAAACACUCAAACGUUCCCCUCAAAAUGGAAGGUUGCUAAGGUCACCCCAAUAUAUAAAGGGAAGGGAAACCGAGAUGAAAAGUCUAACUACAGGCCUAUAUCAGUGCUUCCCAUUUUAUCUAAGCUACUGGAAAGGCACAUAUGUGAACAUAUGUAUGGGUUUCUGCAACAACGAAACUUAUUUUAUCGACUUCAAUCCGGGUUUCGUAAACACCAUUCGACUGAAACUGCACUCAUCAGACUCAUUGACCAAUUGCUACUUGAUCUGGAUAAAAACAAGGUAACUGGACUAAUUUUUGUAGACUAUAAGAAAGCCUUCGAUCUGAUAGACCAUCAACUGCUCCUUAACAAGUUACAUAAUUAUGGCAUUCAGGGGGAUGAGCUAAACCUCUUAAAAGACUAUCUUAGAAACCGUUGGCAGUAUGUAAAUAUUGAUGGUUCCCAUUCUCCGAAAAUAGAGGUGAAAUGCGGUGUGCCACAAGGAAGUAUUUUGGGUCCAAUCUUCUUCCUUUUGUUUAUCAACGAUCUUCCGUCAGAGGUAUUCCACUCCGAGGUCGACAUAUAUGCGGAUGAUACUACCCUUAGUCACUCCGCAGAAGUGGAUUUGGCACCUACAGCCAUAGAAACAGCACUACAGCUUGAUUUGGACGGCAUUGUAAGGUGGUCAAAAACAAACAAAAUGAUCAUAAAUGCCAAAAAGACAAAAUCUAUGCUUGUUACCGGGAAGAGAUUGGCCAAAAAGUUGCCGACAAAGAUAUUGUCGUUACAGUCUGAAAACGAGGAUAUUGAACAAGUUCAUUUCCAGAAACUUUUAGGAGUCACUAUCGAUCAAGAACUGACUUUUGAUAAACACGUGGAAGAACUUUCUAAGAAAUUGGGACAACGACUGGGCGUUCUUCGGAAAAUUAAACGGUUUCUUCCUUUAGACCAACGUAAACUGUACUACAACACCAUGUUUAAGCAAGUCAUGAUGUAUGGUGCUACAGUUUGGGCUAACUGCUCCGUGGAAAACUUGAAAACAAUUCUUCGAUUGCAAAAACGUGCUGCCCGCAUCAUUUUGGAUGUCGGUACAAGAACAAACAGCGUAUCAUUGUUUAAGCAGCUAAAUUGGCUUGCUUUUCACGACGAAGUGAGGUUGAACAAAUGUGUCUUAGCUUACAAACGGUUUCAUGGAAAUUGCCCAUCAUAUAUUAAUGAUAUUCUAACCUCAAAUGCAGACAUACAAACCCGUUCGUCAGGCCGUUACAGUGAAAGAAACUUGGUAUGUCCACGCUAUAGCCGAGUCAUGGAAGGGGGAAAGUCUUUCCAGGUCUCCACGUGUAAACUUUGGAACUCUAUACCUCCUCAUAUAAAAACUUCCGAAAAAUCUGUAGAAACUUUUAAGAAUGAACUUUUUAACUACUUUUUUCAUAGGUAUAAUGAUAUUGAUUCUUUCACAAUAUCUUGA
Messenger RNA from Paramuricea clavata, 3996 nucleotides. Lineage: Eukaryota; Metazoa; Cnidaria; Anthozoa; Malacalcyonacea; Plexauridae. The record is from the annotation of a GenBank genome assembly.